Messenger RNA from Salvelinus sp. IW2-2015, 2207 nucleotides. The record is from RefSeq and is a predicted model, not a curated record. NCBI's taxonomy places the organism in Eukaryota, Metazoa, Chordata, Actinopteri, Salmoniformes, Salmonidae.
AUGGCAGCAUUACCAGCCAACACAGGGAGUAGAGGGAACAGAGUGGACGAGAGACAGAGACCUGAGCUCAGUCUGGCUCCUAUGAGAUACUGGACAGUCAACAGGAUGUGCCUGCUGCUGUGUUGCUCCUGCUCUGGAUGUGUCUGCUGCAGCUCUGAGAGGAGGAACCUGGAGCUCAUUAGUCAGCAGCUACGUUCCUCCUCACAUCACUAAAUAGGGAGGAAGGUGCAUUCCAGUCAGAUGUCCGUGUGGGGUUGAUGACCUAUGACAGCCGGAUCCACCUCUAUGACCUCAGCCCUGCCCUGUCCCGCCCACACAUGCUGGUCGUCACGGAGACAGAGGACCUGCAGCUUCCUGUGAGGGAGGGGCUUCUGGUUCCACUCAAAGACUGCAUAGACAGUAUCAACAGUGUCCUGCAGCGUAUCCCUCUGUUCAGUGCAGAGUUUGAGGAGGCCAGUGAAGUUCUCCUGGAGCUGCCUGUCAAGGCUGGACUGGCCCUUCUACAGGAGGUGGGUUGUCCUGGCAAGCUGCUGGUCUUCCAAACUGCUCCCUUCACCGAGGGAACACACACACACAACUCCUCUGGCUUCUUCAGCUCCAACAAACCAAAGUCUCUGUUUCAGCCUCCGGACCCUGCUGUCUCAUUGGCUAAGGAGUGUGUCAGUCAGGGCUGUGGCGUGCACCUGUUUGUGUUCUCCCAGCAGGAUGUGGGCGGGGCUUGGCCGGGACAUGUUCCUUACCUGACAGGUGGAGAGCUGCACUGCUACCACAGUCUCCAGGGAGAGUUGGACAGGGAGCGUUUCAGCUGUGACCUGAGGAGGACUGUAGAGACAGAGACGGGCUAUAGGGCCACACUCAGGGUACAUGUCAGUAAAGAUCUGCGCGUGUCAGGGUGUUAUGGCUCGUUCGUCCCCGGGCCCAACCCCGCCCACGUCGCCAUGGCAACCCUUGAUUGGCGGACGACACUGGCUGUUGAGUUAACACACAGCAGAGCUCUGGACGAAAAGAGGGGCGUGGUCGUACAGACCGUCCUGUCCUACACCAGCCAGCAGGGAGAGAGGAGGACCAGGGUCCACAGUCUGUCUCUGUGCUGCUCACACCACCUACUGGACACCUUCUGUAACUGCCAGGCCCAGACUCUGCUCACCUUCUACUGCAAGAAGAUGUACUGUGCCGUGUUGGAGCGCCCUCUACAGGAGCUGAGAGAGGAACUGCAGACAGAGGUAACAGAGUCCUUGGCCUGCUAUAGGAAACACUGCAGCGCCUCCUCUGUGUCCCCAGGACAGCUGGUCCUACCCCAGUACCUGAAGACCCUGCCAGUCUACCUCAACAGCCUGAGGAAGAGUGAAGUUCUGCUACCCGGCCUCCGCAGCUCAGUACACCAACGCCUGCAGCUCCGCUGUCAAGUGGUCUCCAUGGAUACCAAGACCACAGCAGGACACUUCUACCCUCUGCUGCUACCACUGCCAGUAGGUGGCGAUACCUCCAGUCCUCUCAGCCUAGGGGAGGCUGUUCGCUGCACUGCUGCUAGCCUGGACCAUGGAGGUCUCUACCUGGUCCACGGACCCCUGGUUCUGCUACUCUGGGUGGGCCACAACGUCUCCAACACCUCCCUGGUCCAACUCUUCAACAUCACCUGUCUGUCCACACUACCCUCUGGAGAGACGAAGCUGCCUGUGCUGGACAACCCUCUGUCUGUUAGUGUGAGGUCACUCAUCAACACCCUGAACUCACAGACACACUAUACUCGCAAGCUGCGUGUGGUGAAGCAGGGGGACAGCUGUGAGGAGGCUCUACAGCGCCUCCUGGUAGAAGAUAAGAGUCCCAACGGGGGAGCGAGCUACGCUGACUUCCUGUACCACCUCCAUGUCAACUCUAUACAACUGUUGGUUCGUUAGUUGUAAAAUGUUUUGAACUGGAAACGCAAACGUUGGUUUCUUAUUGGACAAGUCCAGCUAAUCCCUCCCAUGUUUCACUCAGCUUUUCUUCUGUUUGGUGCCUAAUGAACAUGACCCUGGUGUUUUCAGCAGUAUGGCCAGGGGUUUUACAGAUCACAUCUGAUUCACAUCACAACUGGUUGUUAUACUUGAGGGCAUCAGCAAAUGGUCAUGUCUUAUUUGUUUGACCGUUGUAUUAAUAACUUUUCAAAUCAAAUAACAUGUUAUUGGUUAGCAGAUGUUAUUGGUCACAUACACAUGGUUAGCAGA